CGAUACUUUUUUUCAAUUAGUUUGAUGACUUCCGGGAAAAAAUAAAAGCAAAGUAAAGAAAAUUUUGCCACAAGUUUUAACCAUGGAUGAACCCAUGGAUGCAGAGGCUGACUCAACACAACCAGAGCUAGGCAAAGAAAAUGUGUCCCAAGCUGAAGAACAUCCACUUCUGCGACCUGGUAGUAUGGUGAUGAUGACCUUGACUCCUGGUGAUUACGAAUCUCAAUACUGGCCAAAAUUAGAAGAGGCAAUAAAUCAUUUGCUAACUAUGGCACCAGGUCAAGGAAUACCUAUAUCAUAUGAACAAAUGUACAGCUGUGUAUAUAAAUGUGUAUGUAAACAAUUUUCUGAAAGGUUGUACUCAGAUCUGAUGCAGUACAUGUCAAAAUAUCUUGAAGGAAAAAAUGAGGAAUUCCAGGCAUGGGAGAAAGAAGAUGGGAGACAAUUUUUAGAGAAAUAUUAUUCUGUAUGGAAUCAAUAUCAACAGGCAUUAUCUGGUAUUGUUCCAAUAUUUAACUAUAUGAAUAGAUAUUAUGUAGAAUCAAAACUGAAGACAAAUUUACAUACAGAAUUAAAGAAAUUGUUCCGAAAGCACAUUUUAGAAAAGCAUCUAGCACACUUAUUUUCUGUCCUUGAAGAAAGCAGUAACACACCUUUUAUAAUUCCUCCAGCCUUGAUGUGUAAUACAAUACAAAGUCUUCAUUCCAUUAAUCCAGAAUAUGCAACUUUAAAGCCUGAAUUAUUUUCCCGAUUUAUUCCAAAUGUUCUACCUCAUACAUCAGUUACAGAAUUAGACAGAUAUAUAGAAGAAACACAAAAUAUGCAAAUAGAAAUGAGAAAAUUAGAUGGUUUUAAUUCAUGUGAGUCAACGAGAAAACGGUACAGAGAAGAAGACGGACCUGUGAAGUGAUAAACGGAUACAAAAUAUCCAUCCAUUCAUCUGUGAUCAUUUUUAUCUUUUAGAUGUAUUGCUUGCACUGUGACCAUUCUCUAAAAAUCCAACCAUAUAAUGCACUUUUGACAUCUGAACUAUAUAAUUAUUGAUUGGAAAUCCAACAACAUCAAAUGACCAAGGAUGCAGCAUAUAUAAAAUCAUGUUAUUAUGUAAAUACUAUUUCGGACAAAGCAAAAAACUCCAAUGUAAUUGUGACCAAGAACAAGAAAUGUUUAUUAUAAUCCUUUAUAUCAUUAUGUACAUGGACUUUAUACAGAAACUUGUGUGGUAAUGAAAAAUAAACUGAAUGGUCAAUAAAAAGACCUGUGUGCUAUUUUUACUUGUCAAUAAGUACAGUGAUAUUUAGAGUUUCCAUUAUGACAUUAAUUAUAAACAUCUGAUGCUUGUGAAUAUGUGAAUAUUUUUUAUUAUAAUAUAUUAUGUUUAUAUAGAUUGAAAAUGAAUACAAUACAUGGCUUUUCCUAAAACAAAAAAGGUUGUUUUGCUUCUAAAAAUUGAUGUAAACAUUGAUGUGAAAAAAAACACUUGACCUUCUUAAUAAGUGUUCUGGGUAGCCAGCUGUUCCAUCAGACAGUCGCUGCCUAUCACACCUGUCACACCUGAUAUUACUACAAUAUGUAUUUGAGUCCCCUUACAAUCACUUAAAAAACAAAGGUUUACUUGAUAUGUUGGUAUGUGAUGCAGUCUGCUUAUUGUUUAUACCAAAGAAUCUGCUAUUAUCAUAUCAAUGCCAGAAAAGUUCCAAUUCUUAAAGUCAUACGAUACUUCAAAUUAUAAAAAAAAGUUGAUUAUGUUUAACAUACUUAAAAUUGAGAAUGGAAAUGGGGAAUGUGUCAAAGAGACAACAACCCGACCAUAGAGCAGACAACAGCCGAAGGCCACCAAUGGGUCUUCAAUGCAGCGAGAAACUCCCGCACCCGGAGGCGUCCUUCAGCUGGCCCCUUAACAAAUAUGUAUACUAGUUCAGUGAUAAUGGACGUCAUACUAAACUCCAAAUUAUACACAAGAAACUAAAAUUAAAAAAGAUACAAUACUAACAAAGGCCAGAGGCUCCUGAAUGGCUAAGUUGUACUAUAAAACAUGUGUACAUGAACUUUCUUUUAAAAGAAAAUCCUUUAUCUUAUCAAAAUCUUCUGAAAAAUACUGCUAUUGAAGUAUUGUCUUCUGAUACUCUAAUUCUCCAAUAGCUUUAUGGUAUGCAGUGACCUUAACCAUGAGACUUCUCGUUAGUACUUGGCCACAGUGCAAGUGCUAGGGGAAAACCAUGAAGAAAAGGUAAAAAAACCAGGAAGUAAGAUAGUGUUAAUUGAUUCUAAAAAUUUUAACACACCAAAUCAAAUAACAACUGUAAUGACAAACUUUUAAGUAACAAAUAGAAACCAAUGGCGGAUCCAGAACUUUUUAUAAGGGGGGCCCACUGACUGCCAUAAGAAGGGGCCCACUACAGUCAUGCUUCAGUGAUUCCCUAUAUAAUCAACCAAAUUUUUCCCAUAAAAGGGGGUACCUGGCCCCCCCCGAAUCCACCUAUGGAAAAGCAUGAAAAAUGCAUAAAAAAUUAAAAAUCACUCUAUUGCAUCAUGCAAAAUUUAUAUAUGUCCGGAAUAUAUGACCAUUUUGGAAGCCAUGAUUGCAUGUGUAUUAUAUAUAUAUCUUCCUUAUUUUUCAUGUGCUCCAUAAUUCUGUGUUGGAUUGUUUAUUAAGGUCACAAUUGAUUAACUUCAGCAAUAAAACCAGAAAGUUAAUAAGCAUGCAAAGUUUUCACUGAAUGAUAUAUUUUUUGUCAAUUACAAAUUAUGGAUUUGUAAUAAAUGUACAAAAAUCAUGCUAAAAGGACUUAGUUUAGUAUAUAUACAUGCAUUGGUUCAAUAAUUUCCGUAACAUUGUAAUUUCAACAAAAUCGAUUCAUAUGACUUUAAUAGAAAAAUAUAAAUGUGCAGUUGUUUUAAGAAGCCAAUAUUUACUUUGUUGAAUAUAUUAAAAACAGUUUGUAAAUAACAUUCAUGCAGAUAUGAAACUAAUAGGAUAGUUUGAUGCUAUUAUUUGAAUAUACCUUUGAAUUGUAUGUUUGUUAUUACAUUUUUUUUUCUGCUGUUCUGGGAACUUAUAUGUUAGUUUACACUCAUGUUAUGUUUUGUUCAUAGAGUUAUAUCCUUCAUAUUAAAUUAAGUGUUACUAACAGUAUCGUCAAUAUAGUAUUAACGUUAGUGUGACUGUAUUGUUAAAUAAACUCAUUCAAAGGAUAGUAUAUGAUAAGAGCAAUCUGACCAAUGGAAUUCAAGAAAUAGUAAAGAUCUGCAAAUCUUUCAAAAUUGUGAUAGAACUACUGAUUAAAUGAAUAGGAACUUAAAGUCUGCACUCUUUAGAACAGAAUUAUUUAUAUUUGAUGUCACUAUCUGACUAUAUACAUGUAGUAUGGGUUUCGCUUAUUGUUGAAAACCAUACUUUAGUUGCUUACAUCAAUGGCUGGCAUUUGGACUCAAAUGGAUAGUUGUCUCAAUGGCAAUCAUAUGAAUAUGCUACACAUAGUAUGGGCAAAAUUAGAUAAAAAUCAAGGCCUUACUCAGAAACAUAUUUUAUUAACAAAAAAAUCUUUGUAUGGGAAAUCUUGUAGAAAAAUGUAGUUUAAAGUUUGACCUUGAUUCAUACCUAAAUAUAUAUUACAAUACAAGUGUGCGCUUUAUUGAAUACAGAUGGUUGUUAUGUACAAGACGUUAUAGUUUAUUACUUUAAAUUUGAAACUUAAUAGAUAGUAAUAACAGAACAUUCAGCAUUAUAAAUCUUAUGCCUACAAAAUGUUCUUAGUAGCAAGGUUCUUGGGGUAAUAGUUUUCAAUUUAAAGCAAGAACUUUGAUGGCCUUAAGUAAAUAUGUAUGAAAAUAUCCAUUAACAUAAACACUGAAUAUAUAAAAGACAUGUUUUUGAACAUGUGAAAAAAAGAAGAUUUAAGAGUCAAAUCCUUGAAACUAUAAACUUUUAGGAAAUGAUAAUAUCACCUUUAAUGAGAAUGGUUGAGACAAAUUUUCAAACAAACCUACCACAUUUACUAAAAAUAGAAAAUGAGACAAAAUUUUUAUUUUUAAAAGUAAAGGCUAUUUACUUCAAUUUGUUUCAGGAAAACAAGAUACUGAAUAUUUUAGAUUAUAAAUCGAUGACCCAACGGCCAACAAACUUGGCGUACUGACAUUAUUUAUAAUCACAAUCAUGUUAAGGUUCAAUUGCUCUUAAGUUAACGGAAGACCUUUUUUUUAAAAGAAAACCUGAAGGCUAUUAUAGAAUAACUUGUAAUAAAAUGAUAGUUCAUAAAGAUAAACUAUAUUAGGUUGAAGAUGGUUCGUCAUGAGAAAGAUGCCAUGUGAACAACAGAUGCUCUUUGUGUUCUUUAGUUCUUUGUAUUUACUUUAUUGAAGACAUAGAUUAUCAUUACAAAUUGUACACCCAUAAGAAAUGUUUACUUUUUUCAAAUAUGUCUUUUUCAAUCUAUUGUUUGCAUAUUCCAAAGUAGAAUGUGAAUGUGUAGGCAUUAAUCUUUUAUGGAGGAAUAUAUGUGUUAACAUUGUAGUGUAACAAUGGCUAUGAAAUAAGAUUAAUGAUAUGAAUGUCAAAGCAUGGAAAUGACUUGAUGCUGUAUGACAAAGAAAUAACAAAAAGACAUUGUUAUAGUAUCUGAAAAUUGUUAUUGUUAUUAACAUGAAAUAAA
Molecule: messenger RNA, 4652 nt
Organism: Mytilus californianus (California mussel)
Lineage: Eukaryota; Metazoa; Mollusca; Bivalvia; Mytilida; Mytilidae
Product: CDK2-associated and cullin domain-containing protein 1-like
Exons: 9
Coding region: 83-910 (275 amino acids)
Biological process (GO): ubiquitin-dependent protein catabolic process
Molecular function (GO): ubiquitin protein ligase binding
Source: RefSeq, a predicted model, not a curated record